GGGAGGGGAGGCAGGAAGAGGGCAGCCGCAGGCAGGGCCAGGUGGCUGGAUCCGGUGCUGGCUGCGCCGCGCCGCCCUCGGUUCCUACGGCCUCUCGCGCGCUGAGGGCGCCCGGCUGGGCCGGGCCGGCGGCCGGAGGGGAGGCUCCUCUCCAUGGUCCAGAAGACCAGCAUGUCGCGGGGCCCUUACCCACCCUCCCAGGAGAUCCCCAUGGAGGUCUUCGACCCCAGCCCACAGGGCAAAUACAGCAAGAGGAAAGGCCGGUUCAAAAGGUCGGAUGGGAGCACGUCCUCGGACACAACAUCCAACAGCUUUGUGCGCCAGGGCUCAGCGGAGUCCUACACCAGCCGUCCAUCGGACUCUGAUGUGUCUCUGGAAGAGGACCGGGAAGCCUUAAGGAAGGAGGCAGAGCGCCAGGCAUUAGCCCAGCUUGAGAAAGCCAAGACCAAGCCGGUGGCAUUUGCUGUUCGGACAAAUGUCGGCUACAACCCAUCUCCAGGGGAUGAGGUGCCUGUGCAGGGAGUGGCCAUCACCUUCGAGCCCAAGGACUUCCUGCACAUCAAAGAGAAAUACAAUAAUGACUGGUGGAUCGGGCGGCUGGUAAAGGAGGGCUGUGAGGUUGGCUUCAUCCCUAGCCCGGUCAAACUGGACAGCCUGCGUCUGCUGCAGGAACAGAAGCUGCGCCAGAACCGCCUCAGCUCCAGCAAAUCAGGUGACAACUCCAGCUCCAGUCUGGGAGACGUGGUGACUGGCACCCGCCGCCCCACACCCCCUGCCAGUGGUAAUGAAAUGACUAACUUAGCAUUUGAACUAGACCCCCUAGAGUUAGAGGACGAGGAGGCUGAGCUUGGGGAGCCUGGUGGCUCUGCCAAGACUAGUGUUAGCAGUGUCACCACCCCGUCGCCCCAUGGCAAACGCAUCUCCUUCUUCAAGAAGACAGAGCAUGUGCCCCCCUAUGACGUGGUGCCUUCCAUGAGGCCCAUCAUCCUGGUGGGACCGUCGCUCAAGGGCUAUGAGGUUACAGACAUGAUGCAGAAAGCUUUGUUUGACUUCUUGAAGCAUCGGUUUGAUGGCAGGAUCUCCAUCACUCGGGUGACAGCGGACAUUUCCCUGGCUAAGCGCUCAGUCCUCAACAACCCCAGCAAACACAUCAUCAUUGAGCGCUCCAACACACGCUCCAGCCUGGCUGAGGUUCAGAGCGAGAUCGAGCGAAUCUUCGAGCUGGCCCGGACCCUUCAGUUGGUUGCUCUGGACGCUGACACCAUCAACCACCCGGCCCAACUCUCCAAGACCUCACUGGCCCCCAUCAUUGUUUACAUCAAGAUCACCUCUCCCAAGGUACUUCAGAGGCUCAUCAAGUCUCGAGGGAAGUCUCAGUCCAAACACCUCAAUGUGCAAAUAGCGGCCUCGGAGAAGCUGGCGCAGUGUCCGCCUGAAAUGUUUGACAUCAUCCUGGAUGAGAACCAAUUGGAGGAUGCCUGUGAGCACUUGGCCGAAUACUUGGAAGCCUAUUGGAAGGCCACACACCCGCCCAGCAGCACUCCACCUAACCCACUGCUGAACCGCACCAUGGCUACUGCAGCCCUGGCUGCCAGCCCUGCCCCUGUCUCCAACCUCCAGGGACCCUACCUUGCUUCUGGGGACCAGUCGCUGGACCGGGCCACCGGGGAGCAUGCCAGCGUGCACGAGUACCCGGGGGAGCUGGGCCAGCCCCCAGGCCUUUACCCCAGCAGCCACCCACCAGGCCGGGUGGGCACCGUGCGGGCGCUGUCCCGCCAAGACACGUUUGACGCCGACGCCUCUGGCAACCGAAAUUCCGCCUACACCGAGCUGGGAGACUCGUGCGUGGACAUGGAGACUGACCCCUCCGAGGGGCCAGGGCUGGGAGACCCCGCAGGGGGCAGCACCCCACCAGCUCGGCAGGGAUCCUGGGAGGAUGAAGAAGACGACUACGAAGAGGAGCUGACUGACAACCGGAAUCGGGGCCGGAACAAGGCCCGCUACUGCGCGGAGGGCGGGGGCCCGGUGCUGGGGCGCAACAAGAACGAGCUGGAGGGCUGGGGGCGGGGUGUUUACAUCCGCUGAGAGGCCGGCCGCUCUGGGAGGAAGGACUCCGCCCCGGCAGGGCAGGUACAGCUCGCUCUCCACCGGGAUGUAUCUUACCUCCAGGGGGCGCUUCUCUUUCAGAUGCCUUUGCUCAGUGUUGGGGUUUUCGGUUUUUUUUGUUUUUAGGUGGUAGCAUCCCAGCUCCUGGGAAGUCCCUUCAGCUCCAGCUGUAGGUUUUUAUCUGCCUCUGGUGCAUGGAGGGGGGGUGCCCACCUGUCUGCAGUGUCUCCUUUUCCCCGCCUCAGGGGGUCUCUCUCCCCUCGCUCUCCCAGAGAAAAGGUGCGCUUCGUAGCUCUUUCUACUUGGGACUCUAAAUGGGGUGGCCCUUUUUCCAACCUGGAGAAUCUGGGAAGGGUAGGGGGCUUUUCCUGGAGAGAGAGAGAGACCACAGGCUCUCCGAUGAGUGUUCUCUUCCCAAACUCCAGGCCCGGGGUCCCUCAUCAUGCCCAGCCCUCCCCACCCCCUCUCCCCCCAGCUUUCUGGCAGCAUCGUCUGGUAGGAGGAAGCUCCCGGCUGGAAGCCCCUUGGGGAGGUGUCUGGGUAGAAACUGAUGGGCAUCAGAUGUAGUGCCAUCUGCCCACCCAGGACCUAACCCUGAGGAGUGGGCAAUC
This is a messenger RNA of Eptesicus fuscus (big brown bat), 2717 nucleotides long. RefSeq names its product calcium voltage-gated channel auxiliary subunit beta 1 (gene CACNB1). Gene Ontology annotation, biological process: regulation of voltage-gated calcium channel activity; chemical synaptic transmission; calcium ion transmembrane transport. Gene Ontology annotation, cellular component: voltage-gated calcium channel complex. The record is from RefSeq and is a predicted model, not a curated record. Bases 154 to 2085 code for a protein of 643 amino acids. Gene Ontology annotation, molecular function: protein binding; high voltage-gated calcium channel activity. Lineage: Eukaryota; Metazoa; Chordata; Mammalia; Chiroptera; Vespertilionidae. The transcript is spliced from 14 exons.